GUUGAAACUUGAAUGGUGGGGUCAUUCCGAUUUGUGUCCUAAUUGUGUCCCAAUUGUGUCCCAAUUGUGUGGCUGGUGAAAUCUCACCUUUCCUUAUUCAAUUUACGAUACAAGGGGCGAUUUGGGUCUAAUUCAUGACGCCUAUUUGCCCCGUCCGAUCAUUGAAUGAGGUCGGGAACUUGGAGUGGGCUAGUCGUCUACGUUGCAAUAGGAGUGAUCAUUGACCAUCAACCCUUUUAAUCUGCUCCUUUCAUUAUUUAUGUCCUAUUUAGAAAUCGUAAUAUCAUCUAGAAUCGAGUUCAAGAAUAUCCUAUCAGAAUUAUAUCAGGAGAAGUGAAAGGGAGAAAAGGGACAUUUAAUAUUAGUAUCGACCUCUAAAGAGAUCUCGGAGCCAUGACGACAGAAUCGAGAUAAAAUAGUAGUUUCUCGUUGCCUGGAGCAUUCGAACCCAAACACCGACUUUCUAACCUAGUCUUUGUUUGUUUGCAUAUUCGCAUCCUAUUAACACCAAUUAUUCUGAGAGGGUGGAGGAGUAACUUUUAGCUUUCCCUCCUUUGUCUUCUAAUAGAUCUAGGAUAUAGUAACUUGCUGUGUUACCUCUAUCGCUGCCGGCUCUCAACGCCGCGCGAUCCUCGUCAUCAGUAGCGACAGCUUCGUCAUCAUGGAUGUCGCAGACUCUUCUAACCCCAGCAAGGUUGGGAAGCUCCUCCCCAAGAAGUUAGCAACAAAACGAUGGAAGAAGCAACCUUCGAAGGAGAGUUUCGGUUCGACAGCUAGUAGCGAAGACUAUUCUCGGGGAAGAAGCACAAGCAGUCUUGGUCUUAAGAACGGCUCUUUCUCGACUACGCAAGUCAACGAGAUGGCAGACGACGACGAAGAUGGAAGGGAAGAACCCGAAGAAAGCCCCGAAGCCUAUUGUUCUGACCCUGAAGAUGUGUCUGCGGCUCGGCCCACGGUCCCUUCAACGCAUCCGUCCCAAAUUGGGCAGUUGACAACUUCGUCACCCUUAAUCCAGGCCGAUCACCUUCCCGAAAUACAGAAUCAGAGCACCGACGAUCUGACCAAUACUUCACGAUCUGCCACCUUCGCCGUUACGCCUAUCCCUAGCUUUUCCUACGAGCCGGCUCGUCAAUUGUCUCAUACCAAGACCAGCUUACAACCACCCCAAACUCCUUCGAGCCGGUCGAAAUCGCCUACUAGUAGAUUUAGGGACGCUUUCAGAGGCAAAAGAAACGUGAGUGGUGCGCAGGAAGUUGGUAGCGACAGUCAGACAGACGUUGCCGAUAACGAGGAGGUGAAGACGUCGUCCCGGAGGUCGACCGCCGGAUCUACUUCUCGUCCAGGAUCGAGCACGGCUUCGCAGUCUGAUACCAGUGACAAGAAGAUAGCUUCUUCUGCACGUGAAGGUCGAUCAAAGAAACCACCAUCCAUCGAUACUUCAGGUCGCCCUCUUACGCCGCCCUCGAUCGAACCUGCAGCUCCGGUUAUUGUUAAUACACCGCCGACCCCGACCGAAAGCCAUCGCUCGAGGAAGAACUCGGCAGCCAGUGCGAGCUCGGUCCCAAAUGUGGUUGUCCAGCCUGCGGGUAGUAUGAUAUCGAGCCGACGAAGGAGAUCAGGAUCAGGCACAAGCAUUGGCCCAAGCAAGCUAUCUAACAUAACGUUGGCUCCUCUAACACCGACACCCGAAAACCCACCACUAACUCCUGGAGGCGGUUUUUUCUCGAGCAUGCUAUCUGCUGCACAAACCGCUGCCAACACCUUGAGUACCGCCGUUACCAACACUAAUUUAGGAUCGGGUGGCAACAAGGCCAAAUCUAACGUCCCUAGAGAGACGCAACCAGGUGACGACGACAGGGUAGAAGUUGAGACAUCUGCUGGACAGUUGGAGAAUACUAAUAUGGGCGACAAGGAACCUGCCGUAAAAACCCUCGGAAUGGGUGACCUAAGUUUAAGCCAGCUGGGAAUCCAGGAGCCUGGAAGCAUCGCCCCUACUCCGACCACUACUAAAUUCUCCGACUCUACUACCGAAUCAAGGACACGUUCCGAAUCUGCACCCGUGGAUAACGCAACCGCAUCUGCUAAUGGAGAUGGCCAUUCCGACGACCUGGCGGUAGGAGGACCACGAUCCGUUUACGAGCCAUCCGCUACGUCCCCCCCAACCAGUCUAUAUGAAGGUAAGUCAGGCCUUCAACGCAGUGGUAGCACUAAGAGUGCUCUGGCCCGGACAAGACGGAAACGCGGUAGUACCGGAGGAACCGCUGGAACUGGAACCACGAUCGGUGCGGCCAUCGCAGCAGCUAAUGCCUCUGUAGCCCACCCUUCCGCCGCCGGUAGUACCCCAAAGCUCACAGGGUUUGCUGUAGCGAGUAAAAAACGCAACCGGGAUUUCCACGUCUUGUUCAAAAGUGUCCCUGAUGACGACUAUCUCAUUGAAGAUUACAGCUGUGCUCUUCAACGUGAGAUCCUCGCACACGGCAGACUCUACGUUUCGGAAAGCCACCUAUGUUUCAGCAGUAAUAUCUUCGGAUGGGUAACGACCCUGGUUAUAAGCUUCGACGAGAUUGUAUCUGUCGAAAAGAGGAGCACCGCUCUCGUCUUUAGGAACGGCCUGAUGAUCUCGACGCUUCAUGCUAAGCACGUAUUCGCUAGUUUUACUAGCCGAGACUCGACUUACGAUUUGAUUGUUAACAUUUGGAAGCUUGGACACCCUACCCUGCAGAGUUCGCUUAAUGGGGUUUCGCUGGAGGGGACAGGCGGUGAUAAGACAGAAAAGGUUGAAGAUGCUGAUGCUGCGGUCGGAAGCCGAAGCGGCACGGGAUCCGAAGAGGAAGAGAGCGAAGACGGUGAGGAUGUCUACGACGAAGACCAGGACGACGACGCGCUCGAGGUAGCAAAGACCACCGACGCAAGCCCCGCCGACACGGAUGGUGAAAAGUCCGGCGGCAGGAAGGUAUCUGGUGCAGUGAUCGGCAACGGUGCUGUUGAGAAAACAGACUUUGCGCCUACACCCUCGGGAACCCCCGAUUUCCCAGGACCGGCUACUCAUGCACCGACGGAUUGCGGCGAUACAGAUGCUCAUUACGAAGUAGUUGUCGGCGACGAUAUUAUCCCUGCUCCUCUAGGAAAGGUGUACACUUUGAUAUUUGGACCUGCAUCUCCAGUGUGGAUGGGGAAGUGGCUGACAGGCGAACAAAAAUGCACUGACUUGCAGAUGGAAGACAAGAAAGGACUGACCCAAGACAAUAAGAGCCGAGGAUUUACUUACAUCAAACCUCUCUACGCUUCGAUAGGACCCAAGCAGACCAAGUGUUUAGUGACGGAGACGCUGGAGAACCUCGACCUGGAAAAGAGCGUCAACGUGUUGGUUGUUGUGCAGAACCCGGACGUGCCUAGCGGCAACGUAUUUAGUGUAAAAACUAAAUAUUGUCUCUCCUGGGCCGAAAACAACUCGACUCACGUGAACAUCAACUGUACUAUCGAAUGGACUGGAAAGAGUUGGCUGAAAGGACCUAUCGAGAAGGGGGCUAAAGACGGCCAAACCCAGUACUGCAAAGAUCUUUUCGCUGCUCUAAAAGGAGCAGUUUCCACUGCGCCUCGUCCUGUAGCUGUUAAUGGCGGAGCGGUAAAAGGCAAGAAAAAGCGAGUCAAGGGAAAGUUGCACCAAGCCUCUAAGGAAAGCUUGUCCGGCCCAUCAGACUUGGUGGUGACGAAAUCUCAAGACUGGGGCGUGUUUGAGCCGCUCCACGGUAUCCUCGGUCCUGUGUUAGACAUUCUCGGACCGGUACUUACCGGCAAUGUUGUGUACGGACUGCUUGUCGGGCUACUAGUAGCGACAUGGUUUGGUUUCGGAUUCAAUGGUCAACCGAGGGGUGCGCCGUACGGGCGUGAUUUGGGUUUCAUAGGAUAUCCGGACCGCGUCGUCGCGUACGAUGAGAUUUGGAGGCGAGAAGAAAGUGAUUUAUGGGACUGGUUGGAAGAUAGGGUAGGCCUCCAUCGCAUGAACGAAGGGGCGAUGCCCGUACGCAAACGGGUAAUGGAGCCACGCACAGUCGAAGAAAAGUUGCGCGAGGAGCGCAUGAACGAGCGAGAAGUCGAAGAAGCUAUCAAGGUAACGGAGGAGAAGUUACAGGUUCUAAAAUCUGUCAUGGACCGAAAGAAAACACCUCCGAAAUCCAGCGUUUAUGGUAGACCAACUACCAAAGUACCGGCGACUGAGAGGUAGCGAUAGGAAAAGGGGAAGACGAGGAAGAAGGACAAGCAAUGAGUUUACCACACAGGCACACACAGACAUUAUCAUCAUACAACAGCAAGAAGCUACGACAGCCAAUUCCAUAUGUCAGCAACCAUAGCAUACACGACGCCACGACGAAGCACAUUGAUUUUUAUUAUGUAACUCAUAGCCUGUAUUGUACAUUUGAAAGUGUCAAAUUUUCAGCUUCGUCUAGGUGUUCAGGGCGUAGGGGCUUCCGGGAUUUGGCUUUAGACCAUCUAUUUUGUAAUAUAAGAGAUAGCAUUGCAACUUCGGAAGGGGUCUGUUAUAGAAGGGUGGUAGGACUGAUAUAGUAUACAUUUUAGUUCUAUUGACAGAC
Daldinia decipiens is the source of this 4592-nucleotide messenger RNA. RefSeq lists its product as uncharacterized. NCBI's taxonomy places the organism in Eukaryota, Fungi, Ascomycota, Sordariomycetes, Xylariales, Hypoxylaceae. Gene Ontology annotation, biological process: intracellular sterol transport. The transcript is spliced from 4 exons. The record is from RefSeq and is a predicted model, not a curated record. Bases 662 to 4225 code for a protein of 1187 amino acids. Gene Ontology annotation, molecular function: sterol transfer activity; sterol binding. Gene Ontology annotation, cellular component: plasma membrane; cortical endoplasmic reticulum; mitochondrion.